AUGCCACCCAACACUCCCCCAUGGCAAGAGCGCGCCCGCGCCAAACAGGCACAAAUCCUGGCCGACGUCCCACCGGCCUUCAUCCACACAGAGCUGACCUUCUCGGAGACGGACACGCAGAGCAUGCUGGAAGUCCCGCGGACGCUGCUCUCGCCGCUCGAACAAGAAAUCACCUCGCUGAAGGCCGAAGACCUGGUCGCGGCGCUCGUCCGAGGGCAGUACACUGCCGUCCAGGUCCUGGAUGCGUUCACGCAUCGCGCGGCGAUUGCGCAUAGGCUGCUGAACUGCUGUCUGCAGUUCUGCUACCGGGCUGCGCGGGCCAGGGCGGAGGAGCUGGACAGCAUUAUAGGCAGAACCAGCAAUCCGUACAAUCGAUCGUUUUCCUGCGGUGGAUCGAGCGGUGGUGAAGGAGCCUUGCUGGCUUUCAGGGGGGGUCCGAUGGGAGUGGGAACUGACCUGGGAGGGUCGAUCAGAAGCCCAUCCGCCUACCAAGGCCUCUGGGGCCUGCGCCCAUCAACCGGCCGAUUCCCCUACCAUCGCAUGCGGAACAGCUGCGAGGGACAAGGGACAAUCCCGUCGGUAGUCGGCCCCAUGACACACUCGCCUGCAUCGCUCGAGCUCUUCGCCAAGACGGUCGUCGACUCGCAGCCCUGGCUGGCCGAUCCGAAAUGUCUGCCCAUCCCAUGGCGCGACGCAGAAGCGCAGGAGAUUGCCAGAGAAGGACGCAAACUGCGGAUUGGGAUUAUGCACUGGGACAAGCUGCGCAUCUUUUCCGCCGACGCAAACGGCGACAUUGAGCGGACGAUCGCCCUGUCGCAAGAGCCCGGUCUGGAGAUGAUAGGUAAGACCAACCGGGCGCCGUUGACCAUCCUCGAGUCGUGGGAUCUGGCCGUCGAGCGGACCAACUUCCAGGCGGCCGUGCUGCAGCAAUGGGCAGCAACAGCCUCAGCAGCAGGAGGAGAAGGCGCUGUCAUGGACGCGUACAUCGCCCCCGUCAACCCGUCCAUCUGCCCCAAGCACGGCGACUACAGCCGCGUCCGGUACCUGGCGUACGUCAGCACGGUCAACCUGCUCGACCUGUCAGCGUGUACGGUGCCAUGGACCUUCGUCGACAAGCAGCGGCCAGCGCACCAGGCUGAUGACCCGUCUGGCGAGCGCGAUGCAGCAGGAAACCCCAUCCCGGCGCCGACGUGCGAUCUCGACCGCCGGAUUCGCGCGAACUACGACCCGGUCGUGUACGACGGACUGCCGGUGACGGUUCAGGUCGUGGCGAGAAAGCUAGAAGAGGAGAAGGUGAUUGCGAUUGCAAAGGUGCUGGAGCGGCUGAGGGGUGGCCAGGGAUAG
Molecule: messenger RNA, 1344 nt
Organism: Rasamsonia emersonii CBS 393.64
Lineage: Eukaryota; Fungi; Ascomycota; Eurotiomycetes; Eurotiales; Trichocomaceae
Product: Acetamidase
Exons: 4
Coding region: 1-1344 (447 amino acids)
Source: RefSeq, a predicted model, not a curated record